Funneliformis geosporum is the source of this 363-nucleotide messenger RNA. NCBI's taxonomy places the organism in Eukaryota, Fungi, Glomeromycota, Glomeromycetes, Glomerales, Glomeraceae. The record is from the annotation of a GenBank genome assembly.
UUUACUUGGCCUGAAAUUGAAGAGAAUACUGGAUAUAUAUGUACUUGUGCACCGUUAGAGUUUGGUACUUUGAAUAAAAUUUCUCCUAGUCAAAUUGAUAAAAUUUCAAAAUCAUGCACCUUUGAAAAACCAAUCCAUAACUAUACAAUACAUACACGACCUUUAAAAUUAUGGACUAUACCAUUGAUGUCUAGAAAAGAAAAUAUUCAAGAAGAUCAAGUUAUUCUGGAAGUUGAAGAAGAACAAACUGGAGAUAUGGAUAUUGAUCCAAUAUCAAAAAGAAACCAUGGCACUACGGCUUUGAAGAUGCAGAGUCACAUGAACGAUAAAGAUUAUAUUCAAUAUGUCAAAAAAAUUAGAUAG